GAAAUUUUUUUAUUUUUAUUUUUUAUUCCGAGUGAGUGAUGGCUUCCUUCAAAGCCCAUUUGGGGCUCUUCUCUAUGCUCUUAUUCGUACUGUUGUUUCUAGGGUUUAUAGACGUCUCGUUGGGAAAGAAGAGGGCGGUGAGCAUACCGGACGAUCUUGACGACGUGGUCGACGACGAAGAGGACGAAGCGUGGAGAGAGUGGGGGAGGAAAAAGGCCAAGGAGGAGGAGGGAUUCAAGCCGCCUGAUCUCUCCAAGAUGAACCCGAUGGAGAUCCAGGCCGAGAUGCUGAAGCGCCACGUGGGCCCCGCCUUCGGAUUCGUCAAGCUCCGCCUUGGGAUCUCCCGUACCCAGGAGGAAAUUACUACGACUGCUAUGAGGUGGAGCAAGGUUCUCCGUACAGGAUCAGUCGAGGUUAAGUUUAUGGGUGUUGAUCUCAGUACAAUCAUGUUUACCAUAGAGAGAGGGCAGGAUAUAGAAGAGUUGAAAGAAUUUGUUCUGAGCCAGCCAGAAGCAUAUGAGAUGAAGAUAGGGGAGCAAACAUUUCGAAGGCCGGGGGAUCCACCUCUUGAAGAAGUCAUUGAGAUGCUGAGGAGGAAGAGAAAUGGUGACUCUACUUCAGAUCAGCAGCACCCCGAAGAUGAAUUAUAAUCCAGCAAUAUUUCAUGUAUUUCCUUUUCUUGCCUUGACAAUCUAACAAGUUCUCUUAAUGCAAUUUAUCAGUCUCUGCGAAUUGCUUUUUUUCA
This is a messenger RNA of Asparagus officinalis (garden asparagus), 745 nucleotides long. RefSeq lists its product as uncharacterized. Bases 39 to 650 code for a protein of 203 amino acids. The transcript has 4 exons. The record is from RefSeq and is a predicted model, not a curated record. Lineage: Eukaryota; Viridiplantae; Streptophyta; Magnoliopsida; Asparagales; Asparagaceae.